Molecule: messenger RNA, 2530 nt
Organism: Arabidopsis lyrata subsp. lyrata
Lineage: Eukaryota; Viridiplantae; Streptophyta; Magnoliopsida; Brassicales; Brassicaceae
Exons: 9
Coding region: 696-2357 (553 amino acids)
Source: RefSeq, a predicted model, not a curated record
AUCAUUUUUAUUCAAAACCAAAGAAGACUUGUUCUUCUCUCCGCUUUUAUCCUUACAUGUCAUCACGUUUUUGAUAUGUUCUGCUAUUGACUCGAAACACAUCUUUCUAAUAUUAGCUUUUUUGUUUGACUUCAUUUUUUGCAGAACGAUCGAAAAACCUUUUCAUAAAUCCCCCCCAUUCAUUUCUUAGACGAGUUGGCGUUUCAAAUCCCCAAUCUUUAAUCGGAUAUAUAUGUUUGUUUUUGGAACUGAGAAACAAAAAAAAUUAAGACGAUUUCAAUUCUAGAUAAUAAUCUAAACAGCUAAUUAUCAUUUGGCAAAUAGGUAACAAUAAUAUAACUACAUAUGAGAGAGAGAGAGAGCAAGAGAUUCGCUGUGGUUGCUUUAGGCAUGAGAAUUAAGUGAUUUAAGAAAAGAAAAAAAAACCCAAACUCAGUUUUCUUUUUUUCUUUUUAAAAAAAAUUGUGUGCACUUGUUUGUUUGAGAUUAGUUUGGAGUUUGUCCAUAGUUUCUCGGCAACCAACUUCUCCUCUGCCUUAACGUCAUCGAGAAAUGGCGUCGUCUUCUUCUUCCUCCGCCUCCUCCUUUUGCACUCUCUCCUUCCCAUUUCUCCUGUUUUCUUCCUAUUCUUUGUAGCCUAUCGUCCUCCUUCCUUCAUUAUUUUUGUUGUGUCUGCGUCGUUCUACAAUUAAUUAAUGGCCUCUUUGAAGUUGAAGAAAAGGGAUAAUGGCGCUGAACCCGACAAGAAAAAGUUGGUCAUCGCAGGAAUUCGCCACCAGUUACUGCUUCUCCUUCGCCGCCGUCACCGUCUAUUUCCGCUGGUAUCUGCCGUCUCCGGCUGUAUCCUCCUCAUCCUCUUCUCAUUCUCGGCCCUUUCUCCUCCUCCAUUGAUCCAUCACAACAAUCAAGUGGCCGUGGAACCCAAUCCAGAUCCAACCACCACUCCAUUUCGUGAAAAUGGUGGAAGGUCGGAUCGCCAGUUAUGGAGCUCGAGAUUGUCCAACUUCUACUAUGCCUGCAGCAAUGCAACUGACACCUUUCAAGUUACUGAUAAGACAAGGCAAACCAAUCGGUAUUUACUUAUCGCGACAAGCGGAGGUUUAAACCAGCAACGGACAGGGAUCAUAGAUGCUGUAGUUGCCGCAUACAUUCUAAACGCCACUCUUGUGGUCCCUAAACUUGACCAGAAGUCCUACUGGAAGGACACCAGCAACUUUGAGGAUAUAUUUGAUGUUGAUUGGUUCAUUUCACAUCUCUCUAAAGACGUGAAGAUCAUCAAGGAGCUUCCUAAAGAAGAGCAGUCAAGAAUAUCCACCAGCCUACAGUCAAUGCGUGUCCCAAGGAAAUGCACACCUUCUUGCUACUUGCAGCGUGUUUUGCCCAUUCUUAAUAAGAAACAUGUUGUACAACUCUCCAAAUUCGAUUACAGGCUGUCCAACAAUCUUGAUACAGAGCUCCAGAAACUGCGUUGUAGAGUGAACUACCAUGCGGUGAGAUAUACAGAGUCUAUCAACAGGAUGGGCCAAUUGUUGGUUGACCGGAUGAGAAAAAAGGCCAAAUAUUUCGUUGCCCUUCAUCUCAGGUUCGAACCUGAUAUGCUGGCCUUCUCCGGGUGCUAUUACGGCGGUGGUCAAAAAGAGAGACUCGAACUCGGAGCUAUGAGAAGAAGGUGGAAAACGUUACAUGCGGCAAACCCUGAAAAGGUACGGCGGCACGGGAGAUGUCUCCUGACGCCAGAGGAGAUUGGUCUGAUGCUCAGAGGCUUAGGUUUUGGGAAAGAGGUUCACUUGUACGUUGCAUCAGGCGAGGUAUACGGAGGGGAGGUUACAUUGGCACCGUUAAGAGCUCUGUUUCCAAAUCUCCAUACAAAAGAGACACUGACCUCCAAGAAAGAACUGGCUCCGUUUGCAAACUUCUCAUCACGCAUGGCUGCUCUUGACUUCAUUGUCUGUGAUAAGAGCGACGCAUUUGUCACCAACAACAACGGCAACAUGGCUAGAAUCUUAGCUGGGAGAAGGAGAUACUUGGGGCACAAAGUGACCAUCCGUCCAAACGCCAAAAAACUCUACGAGCUCUUCAAAAAUAGACACAACAUGACAUGGGAUGAUUUCUCAUCCAAGGUCCGAAGAUACCAGACGGGUUUCAUGGGGGAACCAGAUGAAAUGAAACCAGGAGAGGGCGAGUUCCAUGAGAACCCAGCCUCCUGCAUUUGUCGAACCUCUGAAGCAAGAGUCGUGAAAAAAAAAGCAAAACAUGUAAAUGAGGAUGACUCAUCGGAGUACUCAGACAUUGGCAAUGUCCCCAUAGCUAGUGGAAGCGAUUUGGAUCACUCACAAGUUGAUGAAGAGAUCUUCUGAGACUAAGCUCAUGUUUUUCUAUGCACGAAUCAGCAUUGUUUGCCAAUAGAUAAAUUCUUCUUUUUAAAAAAAAAAAUGUAAUGUCAUUUUAAGUCGCAAGGUUACAGAUAGAAAGAAUGGUGUACAUAUAUAUAGACCUUUUGUACAUACACAUGCAUAUAUCCCUUUACAUU